Molecule: messenger RNA, 2219 nt
Organism: Eublepharis macularius
Lineage: Eukaryota; Metazoa; Chordata; Lepidosauria; Squamata; Eublepharidae
Gene: SAP25
Product: Sin3A associated protein 25
Exons: 6
Coding region: 1116-1946 (276 amino acids)
Biological process (GO): regulation of DNA-templated transcription
Cellular component (GO): nucleus; cytoplasm
Source: RefSeq, a predicted model, not a curated record
CCCCUGUGAAGUCGGUUAGGUUGGGAGUGUGUGACUGGCCCAGGCUCCCCCAGCAUUUGCCUGGCGGAGUGGGAGUUCGAACCCAGGGCUCCCACUGCUUGGCCCGGCACUCAAGACUGCUACACCAUGCUGUCCCUGUGUUACGUUGCGCUGUCACCUGCACAUACCAACCCAGGGGACCAGCCUUCACACUUCUGAUGUCUUUGUUCAGGUUUUGCUAUUGUUGUCCAAACACUCCUGCGGCUGCUGCAUUUCCCCCAAGGAGUCCCCGGAAGACAUGCACUGAGUCAACCCCCUUUUUGUCUGUCUGCAGUGAGACAGCCGCCCCACUGGGAUCCAUGAGUUUUGCUCUGUGGGGAGGAGUCCUCCUCUGGGCUGUCCCGCCUCCUCCACUCCGGCUGCUGGGUGCCCCUAAGGCCGAGAAUUGUGGGAGACGGAGAGAAAGUCUCCCCACGAUCAGUAAGGUUUCUACUUCUGUCCUGCUUCCCACCCACCCCCGACUUCCUUAUUUUUAUUUAUGUGAUUUAUAAUCUGGCUUUCUCACUGCGACUCAAGGCGGAUUACAGAGCAUGUGAGAUUAGUGUAAUCAAGAACAAGGACGUUUCCAUACAGCCCCAGAGAUUUUCCUGGUGGGCACCUGCAGAUCCACCCAAGGCCAUUUCUGCAUAAUAAAGAGGUCUUCUGGGACCAAGAAAAUGAAAUCACAUCCCUGCCUUUGCCUUUCCCAUUAGUUGCCCAGCCUUGCAGAUCCUGGCCCAGCCCCGGCUUGAGCCCCACCCACCCCACUCAUGGGAAGUAGCUACUAAUGGCUUGUAGCCCAUUCCCAGGUGCAAACCACGUGAGCAGAACCCAGCCCCAGUGGGGUGCUGUAAAAGUGCCCUUUGGAGAUGCUGGAAGUCUGACUGAGAGCGCAACCGAAGGGCCUGGGCUGGGCCUUAACUCCAGCCAAGGUAGGCCUACCAAUGGGGGAGUGACCCACCGUGGACUGGGGGAUACAUCAGCACAGCAGCGUGGAGGAGAACACACAGCUGUUUCCUUUGGACGAGCAGCGUCCUUCCCAGGGAGGGCCAUCAAGGGAUACACGUUUGCUUGGUUUUUGUCCAGGGUUUGCAAAAAUGCUUGACGUACAGCAGGAGCUCUGGGACAUGGAAGAGGAGGAGGAGGAGGAAGAGAGGUCUUCCCUAGAAGAUUUCUCCACAGAAUCGGAGGCAUCCUGCUGUGAGGAAUUCCCAGAGCAUGGCAGAGGGUGGCAGGGUCCAGCUACUUGUGGCUCAUCGCAGUGGCGCCCCCGCGAACACCGCCGCUGUCGACGGAGGCUUUUUGCCCCCUAUGACUUGCCCGAGGAGGGCUUUUCUCAGGACUGCACAGGACACAGAAGGGACAGCAGGGCAGAAAGCAAUCCCUGGGGGGGAGACAGCCCCCCUUGGGACCCCCCUGUCAGGUCUUGGGUGCGUGACACAGAAGCCGUCUGCCGGAGGAGUUGGCGUUUGGAGCAGGCACGAGCUGCUGCUGCCGCCUCCUCCAGGACACUCUCCCAUCCUUCCUUCCAGACCUUCUUUGCUGCCGUCUCUGCCUGCAGCCGUUCCUGCCCACCUUCCCCCGAAGGCCAAAUGUUGCCCCAACCCAGUGGAGGCCCCCUUCCCUUGGUUGACUGCGUCAGCUUCUUCUACACCGACCCAGUGAUGCCCCCAGGAUACCGAAUCUACAACCGCCUCUCCACCUCCUCCCAGGAAGUUCUCCGCGGCCUGCGACUCAACACCCCCGCUCCCAUCAUGUGCCCCCGAGAGGCUUCUCCUGACCCCCGCUGGCUCUCAGACCUGGAGCACAAGGCGGUCUCUGGUCUGCUGGCACUCCCUGCUGGAGCAAGGAGUGAUCCCAGCCCUUGCCCAGCCAUGGGAGCAGCAGGAUGCGCGGGAACGGGUGCCUCAGCAGCUCCCUGCCCGUAGGCUCUGCAGCAGCGGGGCUCUGCAUUCCAUCUCGGUUGGGGCUUGGACGUUUGUGCACCUGUGCCCGUCCCAGGGUGGGUGGAUUCUGUGGCACAGGUUCUGUGGCACAGCAGGUGGGAGGGAUUUGCCAUGGAGGUCCAAAUGUUACACUUGAGAGGGAAGGAAAAGCUGAGUGGGCAAGGAAGCCCCUUGCGCCCAGAUCUGUUGUCUUGGAGAUGGCGACUUGGCAAGGAAGCUGCUGCAGCUGAAUCCAGUCCUUUGAGUAGAAGAAAG